This is a messenger RNA of Caenorhabditis sp. 36 PRJEB53466, 1442 nucleotides long. NCBI's taxonomy places the organism in Eukaryota, Metazoa, Nematoda, Chromadorea, Rhabditida, Rhabditidae. The record is from the annotation of a GenBank genome assembly.
AUGAAGGUAAGUCUUCGAAAAAACGUUUUUGUUGGUCAAGUUCCAAGUUUUCUGGGGCCAUUCACUGAGAACACAUUUGUUAUUUCCAGACCCUUCUCAUCCUGCUCGUUCUUUUGUCCUCAAUUCUGGCGAAACCGCUGUCGAUCGAGAUCAAAGGACGUCUUUUGUGCCGCGAAAAGCCGGAGCAGUACGCCGAACUGCAACUCUCUUUCUACGUGACUUUGGGUCAGUUUUUGCGUUGAAAAAGCGAAAUUUUGGAGCGAAAUUGUAUAACAUUCGAUAAAUCGACGUUUCAAAGUGAAUGCGCUGUGAUUCUUUGCGAGGGUGACGAGGAAAAGUCGAGUACAUUCGGAAUUUUUGCGAGUUUCUCGUUGCUCUUUGUUAGUUUUGAUCAUAAUGAACUCGUUCCCAAAAAAUCAAGUAAAAUAAAUCAGUAUUGUUCGAACAGCACGCAUCAGAAGUUUUGGCGCACAGAAGAAGAGAGCGCGCCGCCGUCCGCCGCCAGUCAUAUUUUGAACAAAGCUGUUUUGGCAGUGAUCCCUAGACAUUUUUGCGAGUUUCUCGUUGCUCUUUGUUAGUUUUGAUCAUAAUGAACUCGUUCCCAAAAAAUCAAGUAAAAUAAAUCAGUAUUGUUCGAACAGCACGCAUCAGAAGUUUUGGCGCACAGAAGAAGAGAGCGCGCCGCCGUCCGCCGCCAGUCAUAUUUUGAACAAAGCUGUUUUGGCAGUGAUCCCUAGACAUUUUUGCGAGUUUCUCGUUGCUCUUUGUUAGUUUUGAUCAUAAUGAACUCGUUCCCGAGAAAUUAGAAAAAAUGAAUCGGUAUUCUUCGAACAGCACGCAUCAGAAGUUUUGGCGCGCGGAAAAAGGCUUGGGGAGCGCGCCGCCGGCCGGCGAAAUAAGCAGCCGACAGUUCACAAGACGACGGCCGAACUUUCUCCUUCUCCUCACUGCACACACUCGCAAAGAAUCUGAGUUUUAGUCGUUUUUCAUUUGAAUUCAGAAUAGAAUUUUCUCUGUUUUCUAUUGACGCCGGGCAGGAGAUCACAUUCACCUCAAAAGGCCGCGAUAAUAGUUUGAAAUUGCAAUCGAGUUCCCCCAAAACUUUGAGAUUUUCAGGGCAGAGUUUCAUUCUGGCGCGUGACGUUUUCACCGACGCCGACGGCUACUUUUCGAUCCGCGGAUCGAAGGAUUUGUCGUACGAAAUGACGGGCCGUCUCCAGGUGAGCCUCAAUUCCGAAUUCCGGAACCGAAAAAUGUUAUUUCUGUUCCAGGUGCUGCACCGAUGUUUCGCCCAGCCCGAAGAGCAACACGAUCCGUGCGUGCGCAAGUUUGAGGUCGACGUGCCGGCGGCGCUCGUGACGGCCGGAGUGUUCCCGCGCACGUGGCAAAUGUCCGACAUUCGGCUCGAGGAUGUCGGCGGUCAGUGGACCGAGUGUCCGUGA